This is a messenger RNA of Alosa sapidissima (American shad), 1115 nucleotides long. It is a transcript of the gene bloc1s3, whose product is annotated as biogenesis of lysosomal organelles complex-1, subunit 3. Gene Ontology annotation, cellular component: BLOC-1 complex. The coding region runs from base 141 to 740 and encodes 199 amino acids. NCBI's taxonomy places the organism in Eukaryota, Metazoa, Chordata, Actinopteri, Clupeiformes, Clupeidae. The transcript is spliced from 2 exons. The record is from RefSeq and is a predicted model, not a curated record.
CGAUUGGUCAAACGUCAGCGUACAACAAGGAAGUGUAUUUGCCAUUCACAUGACUUGUGUUAACCGAAGUUGUGAUUCAAUCUCCCCGUUUAGCUGAUAGCAAGCCUGCAGGAGAAGAUAUCACUUUCCUGUCAUUUUGCAUGCAGGACUGCGCGAUGGCAAGCAACAAAUUCCAGAUCGUGGUGCAAGGAGAAGCUUCUGAAACAGAUUCCGAUGACGAGGUUUACAUUACGUCCCUGACUCCAGUACACCCGUCUACAUCUGGUCUGAAAGUUCCCGGGGAAGCAUCGGAGACGGAUAGCGAAGGGGAAGUGGAGAAAGCUUGCAAGGUGGCGUAUGCUGUCAGCUCUGAAAAUGUGCAGUCUUUGCGCUCAGACCUACCUCCUCUCAUUGUGAUGAGAUCCACACCUGAGUUCGUACCAGUUCCUGAGAAAGACUUGAUGAGGUCGGAAUUGACCGGUCAAGAGAGCACUCUGCUGCAGCAGAAGCUCCAAGAAAGUAACGGGCGCCUUUGCGCCGAUGUGUCACAGACUUUUCGACAGGUUUACCAGAAUGCCACGAAGGACGUGCGUUUGGCCACGGCAAGUCUUAAUAACUCCCAAAGUGGCAUAAUCAACGCCUCUCACAACAUCCGUCUCAUUCUAGAAGAUCUCAAAUCUGUCUCUGAAAAGAUUGAAAUUAUUACGAGUUGUAAUCUUCUUCCUGAUAUCACAAUACCAACAUCCGUACCAGGACAAUAGUGUAUUAUUUUCAAAAUCUAAAAAACUUAAUCUAGCGAGUCUAGACGAAGUCUUUUGAAUGAAAGUGCCUGACAAUUACAAAUAGUUGGCUACAAUGCGUAGGUGAUUUAAAUUGAUCUGAUUGUUUACAAUUUAUAAAUCUUGCAUAGGCCUAGACCAUGUUAGUUAUGCAUAUCGGCAGAUCCAACUGCCUAUGAUGGGUGAACUUUAUUUAUGCUAUCAAACGACAUUAUUAUUAUUAUUAUUAUACAAUGUUCAUGUCAGUGUUGAACUAGCACUUAACAUGCUGUGAGUACUUGAUGGCAAUCCAAACACACGUGUCUGUCUACAAAUGUCUGUCUACAAUUCAUCUACAUUAAUAAACCUGAAAAUGUA